UGCUCUAGAAAUUAAACAAAUUAAGCCAGUACUUGUAUCAGGAACGGAAUCAAUCAAUCCUCCCAUUUUCAGUUGAGAGACAAUAUGGGUGACACGGCCAUAACAGAGAAGCCCCAUGCAGUUUGCAUCCCCAUCCCAGCUCAAGGCCACAUCAACCCCAUGUUAAACAUGGCCAAAAUCCUCCACUUCAGAGGCUUCCACAUCACCUUUGUCAACACUGAGUUCAACCAUAAACGCCUCCUCAAAUCCCGAGGCUCCAACUCCCUUGACGGCCUCCCCUCCUUUCGAUUCGAAACCAUUCCCGACGGCCUUCCCGACUCCGACGUCGAAGCCAAGCGAGACCCACCAUCCCUAUGCGAAUCUACAACAAAACAUUGCGUAGCUCCCUUUAGAACUCUUCUCGCGAAACUCAACGACACUGCUUCAUCCAUCGUCCCUCCAGUCACUUGCAUAGUUUCGGAUGGCGCCAUGAGCUUCACUCUAGACGCAGCAGCAGAGCUGGGCAUCCCUGAUGUUCUUUUCUGGACAACAAGUGCAUGUGGGUUCAUGGGCUACGCUCAAUAUCGCCGUCUCAUUGAGAAGGGUCUAGCAUCGUUCAAAGAUGCGUGCAAUUUAGAUACGGUGAUAAAUUGGAUUCCAGGUAUGAAAGAUAUUCGCGUGAAGGAUCUUCCCACCUUCAAUAGAACCAUGGACCCAGAUGAUAUUCUGCUCAAUUUUACAAUGGUUGAAUGCGAGAGAUCUCAAAAAGCUUCAGCUCUCAUCUUCAAUACGUUUGAUGCCUUAGAGCAUCAAGUGUUAGAUGCACUCUCGUCCAUGUUUCCUCCUAUUUACUCCAUUGGUCCCCUGCAACUUCUCCUGAAUCAGAUCCCGGAUAAUGAUCUUAAAUCAAUUGGCUCAAAUCUAUGGAAAGAAGAAUCUGGGUGUCUCGAAUGGCUUGACAAAAAAGAACCCAACUCCGUUGUUUACGUGAAUUUCGGGAGCCUCACGGUCUUGACAAGCGACCAAUUAAUCGAGUUUGCUUGGGGGAUUGCCAAUAGCAACCAAACAUUCUUGUGGAUAAUAAGGCCUGAUCUUGUGGAGGGUGAUUCCGCCAUUUUUUCAUCGGAGUUCUUAGCAGAGAUCGAAGAAAGGGGUCUAUUGGUAAGUUGGUGUCCUCAAGAACAAGUUCUCAGUCAUCCAUCCAUCGGAGGGUUCUUAACGCACAGUGGGUGGAAUUCCACGAUUGAAAGCGUGUGCGGCGGAGUACCAAUUAUCUCUUGGCCUUUCUUACAUGAUCAACAAACCAAUUGCCGGUACUCUUGCAAUGAGUGGGGCAUAGGCAUGGAGAUAGAGGGUGGCGUUAAGAGAGGAGAAAUAGAGAGCGCUGUGAGAGAGUUGAUGGUGGGAGAGAAGGGGAAAGAGUUGAAGAAGAAAGCUGUGGAUUGGAAGAAGUUGGCGGAGGAGGCCACCAGUGGGCCUACUGGGUCAUCCUACGUGAAUCUUGACAAAAUGAUCAAUGAAGUUCUUCGCUGUGCAAGAGACUAGGUUAUUCUGGAUUGACUAAAGUUUUGGAAAAAAUGCAAAAUUAAUUUAUGUAGUUUAUUUGGUUUACGAUUAACUCUAUGGUGUACUUUAAAGUGAACUCAGAGAUCCUUGAGGUAUGUUAGAAAAAAUAGUUGUUAAAUUCCGUUCAUUGACUUGAGAGAUUCUGUAAAUGUGACACUAAUUUAAAUAUAACACGUCAUAAUUUUAUUAGCUCUGACAUGUCACGCUCUCAGAAUCUAUUAAAUCAAUAGAUGAAAUUUGACUAUAGAUAGGAAAUUUUGUUUUUGGCAUAGUUCAGAGACCCUUGAGUUCAUUUUAAUAUUACAAUGAGCUAAUUACAAAAUAAGUAAACUACAUGCACUAAUUUUACAUUUUUCCGUAAUUUUUAUUUUAUUUUAUUUUUGUGUUUGUUAAAGUUUGUUUACAUUCGAUGAGCAUGUAGAG
Messenger RNA from Corylus avellana, 1968 nucleotides. Its product is annotated as 7-deoxyloganetin glucosyltransferase-like. The record is from RefSeq and is a predicted model, not a curated record. Gene Ontology annotation, molecular function: quercetin 7-O-glucosyltransferase activity; quercetin 3-O-glucosyltransferase activity. NCBI's taxonomy places the organism in Eukaryota, Viridiplantae, Streptophyta, Magnoliopsida, Fagales, Betulaceae.